Halichondria panicea is the source of this 4084-nucleotide messenger RNA. RefSeq names its product hemicentin-1-like. Gene Ontology annotation, biological process: homophilic cell-cell adhesion; axon guidance; dendrite self-avoidance. Bases 53 to 4030 code for a protein of 1325 amino acids. Gene Ontology annotation, molecular function: cell-cell adhesion mediator activity. NCBI's taxonomy places the organism in Eukaryota, Metazoa, Porifera, Demospongiae, Suberitida, Halichondriidae. Gene Ontology annotation, cellular component: plasma membrane; axon. The record is from RefSeq and is a predicted model, not a curated record. The transcript is spliced from 16 exons.
UGCAGCUCAGAGUACUAAAGCUGGACUGUAGAAAUCAAGAACUGUACAAGCAAUGAUUACUUCUUCAGCAAACUUCUGGAGUCUUCUCCUUUUGCUAUGCAGUUCAAGAGGUUCUGCUCAACUCUUUGUGGUCACCGUGGACACCAACCAACCCUUAAAUACCAGCCGUAUUGUCGUAGGCACGGCUUCAGACCUGGCCCUUCAGGUCCGCUGCACCACAACCUCAACUAGUUCUAUCUCAUGGACUAACGAAGAUGGAUCAUCUGUUAGCCAGGGACUAAAUCCAUUUGGAAUUUCACAAGAGGAUGGGAUUCUGAGAGUGUAUCCAGUGACCUUGUUGAGUGAGGGUCCAAAUAUAUUCAAUUGUUCUGAUGGACUUGAGACAUUGGCUGUACAGUUUGAUAGACGUCCACACCUUUUCUUUACCUCACCAAUACCGGAGCAAGCUCCAGCAACAGUUGAUGUUACCUCUCUCUGUCCUGUCCCAGACAUUCCUGCUGCCACUGUAACAGCAGUAAAUGACACAGGGUUCUCCUAUUGCCAGGUUACGACUGAGAGGGGAACGUAUAGGAGCAGAAGUAUUAUCACUGAGGAGGAAGUGCCAAGAUUUGAGUACGAGCCCUUGGAUUUAGAAGUGAAUGGGAACUCCACAGCUGCUUUCUCUUGUGCUGUACUUGGAAUCAGGCCUGUGACUAGCAUUCAGUGGUACUAUGAAUUAAUGCAGUGUGGUUCCGGAAUCUCCCCAGGGCUUAUGGACGGAAUGCUGACAAAUGACAUGGACAGUGUCACCAUAAGCAGCGGGACUGAUGUCAUUUAUACAAGAGCCAGUAUUCUUCUGCUUGAGAGUGUGGACAGUCAGCACGAAGGCUUCUACAGAUGUAGGGUCACCUUUACAGAUGGAAAAACUCUCUGCAGUAGAAAUGCCUCCUUGAUAUUUAGUACUACCCUAGCAAUAGAAGAGUCCAUUGUCCUGGCUCCACCCAGUGACCUCACUGUGUUGGAAGGGAACACUCUCCUCGUACCUUGUGUAUUAUCAGGUAUAAGCCUGCCGUCUUUCUCAAGGGUAGUAUCUGGUGUCAUGGAAACUAUUACCACUGGGGUGACUUGGUUUGGGCUGGAGAUGAGAGAUGUAGCCAUUACUGAUUCAGGAGUGUACACUUGUACUGUUGGUGGUGUAACAUCUGAGGUCAUGGUUACUGUUACCCCAAGUUUGUUUCCUCCCGAUACUGCGACAAUAUCUCGAAAUCUCCCGACACUCUUUGAUGUUCCUCCACAGCGUAUAGUAACUGAUACUGUGGCAGGCUCUUCCAGACUGCGAUGUGUCUCCCCAGUAGUUGUUGACUUACUUUUUUUGAUGGACACAUACUUGCUUCAAAGUGUUACUGGAACCACCCUCAGUCGAUCUGGUGUAUCUACUCCCGGCUUCUAUCAGUGUGCAUCUACACGGACUGGUGAAUAUACUAACUUGUAUGCCAGUGAAGAAGAGAGCAUCUACAUCUUGAGAGCAUUUCUAAGUACCACAGCGUUGACACCACCAGUAUCAAUCAACAGGCCAUCCACUGGUUCACUUAGAAUUAACCUGACUUGUUCUACUGAAGGCAACCCUCUACCAAGACUCUCUUGGACUAUGAACAACCUCCCCAGCUCUGACGGUAUACAGGUUGUCACUGGCUUCAUGGGCACGGCCUCCUCCAUUUUGACGCUGUCCACUGCUGACCUGAACCUCGGGCCUAACACAGUGCUCUGCACCGCCUCCCUUGAUCCUCCUGUUCAGCUUGUCGACCCUGUGACAAGAAUAACCACACUUACUGUACAAGCUCUCCCCAACAUCAUAACCCCUCCUAUGGACCUCACUGUGUUAGCUCGUGAAGCAGCAGUAUUGAGUUGCUCAGUGGAGGGAUUUCCCCUACCCAUAAUCUCCUGGGUGAUGGUGGAUGAUGACGGGAACCAUAAAUAUCUGAUUGCUGAAAAUAGCUUGGAUAUCACUGAGACUAACACAUCACCAUCCACAGUAACCAGUACCCUGAUAAUUUUAUUCGCUAACAUCACACUCAGCGGUGCCUAUCAAUGCAUGGCCAGCAAUACUCUGGGAGCUGUCAACAAUACUGCCGAAUUAGUUGUCAACAGUUCCCCCGUCAUCAGGCCUCGUAAAAACCUCACUGUGUUAGCUCCAGAAGAAGCAAUGUUGAGCUGCUUAGUGAUUGGAUUUCCCCUACCCACGGUCUCCUGGGUGAUGGUGGACAAUGACCGGAACCAGAGACUUCUAACUACUGGAGGGAGCGUUGCUAUAGCUGAAACUAAUACCACCAUCUCACUGACUAGUAAUCUGACCAUUUCUCCCACUGAUAUCAGACAGUCGGGACGAUACGUGUGUAUAGCUACCAAUGUGUUUGGCAUGGCUAAUGAGUCUGCUCUCCUUACUGUGAAUGAUGUUCCUGUUGUGACGACCCCUCCUAUGGACCUUACUGUGUUGUCUCCUGGAAUGGCAGUGAUGAGCUGCUCAGUGGAAGGACUUCCCCUCCCCACUGUCUCUUGGGUAAUGGUGGACGAUGACGGGAAUCAGAUACCUCUAACUACUGAAGGGAGCAUUGUUAUCGCUGAGACUAAUUCUGUAAACAGCAAUCUGAUUAUUGCUCGUACUAAUUUGACGUUGAAUGGAAUCUACGUAUGUGUGGCCAUCAAUGUUGUCGGGUCUAUCAUUGCAUCUGCUGUUCUCACUGUCAAUGCCCCUCCAGUGUUUUUGGUGAGCCCAGUCGAAGAGAUUUUGGUAAUCGAAGGAAAGCUAGUGACUCUAAAAUGCACUGCUGAGGGCAACCCAUUACCUGCCAUCACCUGGAUGAUUAACAAUAGCAUAGUAUCUGCCGUGGACAGUAACUUCAAUAUAAUCUUGAGCAAUGAUAGUUUCACUCAGACCAGUGUGCUUAGUUUCAUUGCUACGGAGAUGGACUCUCUGAGGACCAAUGGUACCAUACUGUACUGUGUGGCCGAUAAUAGCCUCAAGAGCGGAGUUGAGAGUAAUCGCACACUGGUCACUAUUGCUGGCCCACCCCUGCCCCCAAGAAUCAUGAUCAUACCAGCUAAUCGCUUUGUCCUAGUCUCCUGGACAAUGCCCUUCUCUCAACUCCCUAUCACCAACUAUCUUGUUAAUGUCGUUGAGAGUUUGUCUGGAGCUAUCACCAUACAAACUAUCCCAGCUGACACCCUCUAUUAUAACGCCACAUCUCUCACACCUAACCUUCAGUACAAUGUCAGUGUAAGGGCCCUGAGCAGAGCUGGAGCUAGCAGUGUCACUACUGAGCCAUUCUACACUCUGGAAGAGGCUACGUUGCUGAUUCAACUUCGACUUAUGGGGGUGGAUAGAUGUCAGCAAUGGUUGGUUGAAAAUGGUCGUGAAAAAUUGAACACUUUGAGUGAAGCAAUCUCAACUAGUGUCCAGGAAAGAUGCCAGUGUGAAUUUUCUGUGGCGAAUAUUAUGGGCCCAAAGUUUCGUUGCUUUGCUGAAUCUGAAAGUGCUGUUACAUAUCGAGCUCAAAUUAGUGGCACUGUGACAGCUUCAGCUGAAGAUAUUGCAACCUAUGUCAGUGAUUGGCUAUCAGAGGGACCUCUUAUAACGUUUGAUUUCAUUUUGAUUGCUGUUGAUACCUCGUGCCAGGUUGUGGUGUCUUCAUUUGCUGAUCCAGAGUGCAUUCCUGCUGCUAUAGAAUUUCCAGUUGGUGCUGCAGUUGGAGGUGCUAUUGGUGUAGUACUGCUGAUUGUAGUCUCCAUUAUUGUUCUUGUCUGUUUAUGCGUUCUUAGAAAACGACACAAAAUAAGGUUAGAAAUGGAGAUGAGUGCAGUACAAGCCUAUGUAGACACUGAAGAAAGAGAAUACGAAACUCUCGAUACAUUUCAAGAUGAAUUGCGUCAAGCACCCCCUGUUCCAGAAUAUGACUAUGUUUAUGUUAGGACUCCUUUUGCAACCAGUAUUGCUGCUAAGAGUUUUGAGCUCACAGAGUGUGUUGCUUAUAAUAGUGUGACUGGUAGACCUUAGUUUUGUGGUUUUGUCGUAUUCAGUGUUGUUAAUUUGCUAUUGGGCAAAGAUCAU